GUCACUGUCAAGCGCAUUAAAAAUAGUUUUGGGCGUUUGAUGUUUGAGUCUGAUUUCUAACUUUUGAGAAUUAAUAGAUUCUCUAAAUCAAUAAAUUCGUAAUCAUUUAAUUGCACCCGAUGGGAGCAUGAAAGUUUAUUUAUUUUAACACUGUUAACCUGCCUUUUAUCACAACCAAUACCAGCAAUGCCUGGCACGAACCUCAUAGUUCCAGUGGUCCUCUGGGGCAAGCAUGCCCCUACUCACUGUAUUUCCUCUGUGUACCUGUCACGUGACCAGAAGACGUUAGUGACCGGAUGCUACGAUGGCCAGAUCUGUAUUUGGCAGGUGCAUCCCGACAGCUUGAAGAUGACACCAAGAUGUCUCCUUGUGGGGCAUACAGCACCAGUAACAUGUCUGUCACGCGCUUCGAUUAUUCAAGAUAACAAUUACAUAGUGAGCUCAUCGGAGGCUGGAGAGAUGUGCACCUGGGAUUUAGUGGAUGGUAAAUGCAGAGAGAGUGUCAAAUUAUCUCAUGUCCACACUAACAUACAGGCAUACCACAUGUGUAACAGUGAAGAUCUGCGCCUGUUCUGCAAUGGUUACUAUGCAGAGAUACUAAUAAUGGACCCUUUUUCAUUGGAGAUUUUAUUCUCCUUAAGUUCUAAGAUGAACCCUGAUUGGAUAUCAGCAUUGCAUGUCCUACGUCCAUCUUCCAGGAAGGAUGACGUUGUACUGGCUAUUUCUAUCACUGGAACUGUUAAAGUUUGGUCGCUGUUGGGGCACGAGAAUAAACAAUCUGAGCCGAUAUACGAGAACGAGUCCAAGCAGAUCAGGUGUUUGAACGCACUCUCAUUGAACUGCUGCGCUUACAACCAACGAACCGUCCUGAUAGUAUGCGCUAAAUACUGCCAAAUAUAUGACGCCGGUGAUUUCUCAGUUCUGUGCUCGAUACAAGCACCAUCAGGUGAACGCUGGAUGUCUGGUGACUUUUUGGCACCAGAUAGGAUACUGGUGUGGUCUACGGAGGGCAAGGGAUACUUGUACAAGCUACCCGCUAAUUCUGUACCAGAUCAUAAAGGCUUCCAUGGACCUACCGUGGAGCAUGACAGCCCUACACUGUACGGACUGUUGGCUCAUCCAGAUAAUAAGGUGUUAUCGUGCCCGCCGGCUAUACGCCUCGUGGUGACGUCAGUGCGUGGCGAUCGCCGUCGACUCUUAGUACGCGGUGACUCCGCAGGAGUUGUGUCUAUAUGGGACGUGGAUGCCGCCGCGCCACUACUGCAGCAGCAACAGCAGCUGCCGUCUCAUCCGCCGAAUGUGCUGACAAGUCUAGAGUUGGCUUGGGCCGAAAUGAAUCCAAGCCCAGUCGGUAUACUCGACCAAUUGAACUUACCCGAUGAACCAGAGAUAAAACUGACUGCGUCUAUCUACCUCCUGGCUGCUAACAGACUAGUGGUCGGUAGGGAGGAUGGCUCCAUAGUAAUAGUGAAUGCCACACACACGAUACAGCUGCAACUGCUGCACGGCAGUCAUCAACAACGAGAGGAUUGGCAUUGUCAUCAAUUACUAUUGGGUCAUAAUGGCAGAGUGAACUGUCUCCUAUAUCCCCAUCAUGUUCAUCAAAGAUACGACAAAGCUCAUCUCGUGUCUGGCGGCAUAGAUUUUGCAGUAUGUCUGUGGGACUUGUUCAGUGGUACUUUGCUGCAUCGGUUUUGUGUCCACGCGGGUGAAAUCACACAGCUUAUAGUUCCACCGCACAAUACAAGCGCGAGAAUCCAAAAGUGUAUCUGCUCUGUAGCUUCAGACCACAGUGUCACACUAUUAAGUCUGACGGAGCGCAAGUGUGUGACACUAUCGUCACGUCACUUGUUCCCUGUAGUGAACAUAAAAUGGCGUCCAGCAGACGAUUUCAUGGUGGUAGGAUGCAGCGAUGGUACUGUGUACGUGUGGCAGAUGGAGACUGGACAUUUGGACCGCGUUUUGCACGGUAUGAUAGCAGAAGAGGUAUUGGCGGCAUGCGAUGAGACGAUAUCCGAUGACCUGGGCGGAUCGUUGGCUUCAGGCACCAGCGAUCUGCAGGGAUUAGCUAAUCCAGCUGUGCAUUUCUUCAGGGGUCUCCGUCACCGCAAUUUGACUGCGAUGCGUGCGGCAACACAACGCGGACUAGCGGCAUUACAGGGCCCCUUGCAUGCUAACAACGCCGGGCCCCUAGCGGAGCCCGCGCGAGCUCGACGUGCGCAUCUAACAGUGCAAGGCUUCCGAUCCAAUCCCAAAGACCCCGAAAGCCACAUACUUUUCUUCGACAUCGAGGGGCUUAUAGUGGAACUCCUCAGCGAAGAGUAUUCUGCCAUGAGUCCCGCUAGUCUAGAGGCUGCUGGAUAUAUAACCAGUGAAUACAUGAAAGUGGCUGCGCUGACGCAGUCGGCUAGUCCUGAUGCCACCAAACGGAUAUCCGGUAUACUAGCGAAAAUGAAGGAGGGAGCGGAAACUGUGCAGACGAAACUCCAGGCGAAAGCCGAACAGCUGAAGGGGCACCUGGAGACUAAAGAUGAAACUGGUCAGGGUAAACGUCACCGGCCCAAAGACAUCACGAUGGCUGAACCCCCGCACACCAUGGAGAUCGCACAAAUACUAAUUUCGCUGCUGCACGCGUGGGGUCUCGAUCCGGAUUUGGAUAGAGUUUGCGAGGCGAAGCUGGGUCUUCUGAGACCUAUGGUGCCUGUAUGCUUCGGCGUGGUGUCCCGUCACGGUCAUAUGGCUGUGCAGCUUCCAACCAGACUCGGGGGCUGGGCGGAAGCGUGCGACGCGGCACCUGACGAUCCACUUCUCAUCACUAGCGAGCUGCCUGUAGAGCUCCUGCGUCAGGAGAAACUCACCAGGUUGUUCACAUCGAAACUGCAUUGGGAGCUGAGCACCACUUUGACCACUAAUCACCUGCUGUCCAUCGUCGCCCUCGCCAACACUCUCAUGUCCAUGAGCAAUGCCAGCUUCGUACCUGAGCAGGAGGUGGUCAGACGUCUGCACAGGCCAUCUACUAGGAGUUCGUCUUCAUGGGCUGGUGAUGAAGAACGAGAAGAGCAACUGGCAGCGCAACAAGCUCACAUCAAACAGGGAUGGUCACUACUGGCCACGCUACACUGCGUCCUGCUUCCAGACAAGGUGGUCGCUGCAGGUGCUAAACACUUCAAGAGGCCUCAGGUUGAGAUGUUAGCCCGCAGAUGGCAGCACCACUGUUUAGAAGUGCGAGAGGCUGCGCAAGCACUACUGUUGGCUGAACUCGGCAGGCUGGGUGCUAAAGGUCGCAAAGCUCUAGUGGACAACUGGGCACAAUACCUCCCGUUGUACACGCACACGGAGAGUAUUAACCCUCACGCUGUCACGAAGGAACCCGUAGAAAAGCAAGAAGAAGAAUUUGAGGAGGAAGAGGAAGAGAUAGUGCGCAAACCGUCCUCUCUAGCUGAACUGAAACGUAAACAGACCACAGCUGUCGUACUCCUUGGUGUAAUUGGUGCGGAGUUUGGACAGGACAUCACCAGUGAAGGAGCGGCGGGCAACAAACGGCGUAAAGACGGCGACAGUAGGAAGAGCUCUGUCGUAGAAGGCUUCACAUUGAGCGCUUCUAACAAUCUAGCGCGCCUGACCGCGUUAGCUUUGACGCAUCUCCUGUUGUCGCCGCCGUGUCCACGUUUACCUGCGCACACGCCGCUGAGGCGGGCCGCUGUCGAUCUGUUGGGUCGCGGGUUCACUGUUUGGGAACCAUACCUGGAUGUCAGUCACGUGCUGCUAGGCUUAUUGGAGAUGUGUUCGGACGCGGACAAGUUGGUUCCUUCUAUGACGUACGGAUUGCCUUUGACUCCGCAGGCGGAUUCGUGCCGUACGGCGCGUCACGCACUCACGCUUAUAGCGACGGCCAGGCCGGGCGCGUUCAUAACGACGAUGGCCCGCGAGGUGGCGCGGUGCGCGGCCGCGCAGCAGGGCGGCGCGCCGGCGCCCGCGCACCACGCGCUGCAGCGCGGCCGCGCGGAGGUGCUGCGCGGCAUCGAGCUGCUCAUCGACAGGAUGCACAACGAGGUCGCCGAGCUGCUGGUCGAGGUGAUGGACAUAAUUCUACACUGCGUUGAUCAGUCCCAUUUGAAGAGUCGUGGUCUGAACGAAGUGUUCCCCGCCAUCUGUCGUUACAAUCAAGUAUCACAUUGCCCCGCCACCAGACGGAUCGCGGUGGGCAGCCACACUGGCCAACUGGCGAUGUACGAGCUUAGGGCCGGUCGCUGCCAGUCACUGGCGGCUCACAGCGGACCGGUGACCGCGUGCGCGUUCAGUCCGGACGGACGUUAUCUCGUCUCGUACGCCAUAGCCGACAACAGACUGUCAUUCUGGCAGAGCACGGCUGGCAUGUUCGGUUUGGGCGCGGCGCAGACACGUUGCGUGAAGUGUUACAGCACCGCGCCCAUGGCGGACGUGGCUCGACUAAAUCCCGCGAGACUCGCCAGACUCGUGUGGGCGAACGCGCGCACCGUCACACUCAUGCUCGCCGACGGUUCAGAAACCAGAUUUAACGUGUAA
Diatraea saccharalis (sugarcane borer) is the source of this 4545-nucleotide messenger RNA. Lineage: Eukaryota; Metazoa; Arthropoda; Insecta; Lepidoptera; Crambidae. The record is from the annotation of a GenBank genome assembly.